Messenger RNA from Phytomonas sp. Hart1, 872 nucleotides. The record is from the annotation of a GenBank genome assembly. NCBI's taxonomy places the organism in Eukaryota, Euglenozoa, Kinetoplastea, Trypanosomatida, Trypanosomatidae.
GUUAGUUUUUGACAAAUCGAGACUAUUUAGAAGUGGAUAGACUUCUCUUUUAUAAGCAUUUAGAUAUAUCAAUAAAGGACAAAAGUAAAAGUAAAAUUAUGUACCGUCGUACCCCCAUCGCCGCCCGCAAGGCUGUGAGCAACUUCCUUCAGGAGCCCGGUCAAAAGCGCACUUUGGAACAGGCGAUGGCGUACUGCCAGCAGGUGAAUAUCGACAUGGCAAGUCAGCUCUCCUCGGAUUUUAUGCUUUUGCAGAAGAAGUUGUUUAAAUAUCGUGUCGUUCGUCUCGCAGAGGAGGUGCAAACAAUAUGGAAAAAACCUUUUACAGUCUUUUGGUCGAUUCCCACGAUUCUCGCGCAUUGUAUUAUUCUUCCCGUUGUUUACAUGAUGGGGAUUGUUGUAGGUCGCUCCUCGCGAAAGCCGUUAAUACCGCCCCCUGAGGUAGAAUCAAUCAUAUAAUUCAACAAGACAGCUGUAAAAAAAAGGGGGUGAAUUCUUGUUCGUAAAGCUUAAGGGGUGUGGGAGAAAAGGUGCGAUGCGUGCGCCAAUAAAACCCAUAUAGUUGAAACAGUAAGUGCGAUGACUGUAGGAGGUAAAAGAAAGUAGCUUCGAGCAUAUAUAUACACACAUAUGCAUGUGCUUAGUAUCAUUAUUUAUGUUAUUAUCAUUUCACGUUUUUGAAAAUACUGUUUUUUUUUAAACAAAAAAACGUGAGUGAGAAACAUGUGUAGAAUUCAAAUGGUGCUCCGUCCAUGUUCAGUAGAACUAUACCAGAGCUAGUGUUGGUGUAGAAACACAUUUGAUGGUUUUAAAACCAACAAACAAUUCAUCAGAAUAUUGUACAGAUGGGACAUUUUAGUAAAGUACCUUAAA